Molecule: messenger RNA, 1249 nt
Organism: Corvus hawaiiensis (hawaiian crow)
Lineage: Eukaryota; Metazoa; Chordata; Aves; Passeriformes; Corvidae
Product: butyrophilin subfamily 3 member A2-like
Exons: 10
Coding region: 314-1249 (311 amino acids)
Source: RefSeq, a predicted model, not a curated record
UCCCUUUUCAAAACUCACAGGAUCGAAUGCGGGAACUUGUGGAGUCUGUCCCCUCACAGAUGUGGAAAAGAUCCGUGUCCAGGGAAUACAGAAAUUCCACAAUUCCAUGAUCCACGUGGAAUUUAACAUGGAUAUUCGGGAUCUGGCUGUUCAGGAAAGCCUGGCUGGAAGAGAAAUGUCCACGCUGAGGGGUUUUUUGGAGAACACUGAGCUGGUGGUUUGUUCCUGAUGUCCCCCCGGGAACGAUUCCAGGAGCCUGGUGAGAUUUUCCCUGGAUAUUUGGGUUAUUGAUGUCUUCCCGAGCUGCAGAACGAUGGGAUCCAGAUUCCAGCCAGCAGUGACUCUUCCCAUCCUUGUUUUCCUGCAGAUCAUUCCCGGGGUCACAGGCCAGUACAGCAUAAUUCCUCCUGACAGCCCUGUCCUUGGAGUCGUCGGGGAUGGAGCCGUCCUGCCCUGCCAGUUACAAGGCAGAAUAAUCCCAGAGAAACUUUCCAUCCAGUGGAUCUUCUCUGGGAGCUCCACAGAAAGUGCAGUGGCCACUUUUGAUGGGAAAACCCCUCAGAAUCCAUUUCUGGAGUUCGAGGGCUAUCGGAGCAGGACGGAGUUUUUCCCAUCGGAAUUCCACCGGGGAAAUCUGUCCCUUCUCCUGAAGAACGUCCGUCCCUCAGACCAAGGGGAAUACACCUGCAGCGUCUUCCUAGAGAACUGGUACGACCAGGUCGUGGUGGAACUGGAUGUGGCAGCUCAGGGUGCCGAGCCCUCGGUUUUCCUGGAUGGACACGCUGGGAACGGCAUCAGCCUCUCCUGCAGAUCCCAGGGAUGGUUCCCGGCGCCCUCCGUGGUUUGGCUGGACAGCCAAGGCCAGACGCGGCCGGAGGAAGUGACCACUCGGAGCACUGCAGGCCCUUCCUCCGGCAUCUUUGAUGUCGUGAGUUCCAUGAGCCUGGAGCUGGGAUCGGACCGGGAAGUGUCCUGCAGGGUGGUCAACGAGGUGCUCAACGCCACGCGGGAAUCCCGAGUCCGGAUUGCAGAUUCCUUCUUCCCUUCCACAUCCCCCUGGAUGAUCUCUUCCCUCAUCAUUUUAUGUGUGGAUUUGGGAAUUCUCGGGGCCGCGGUUUAUAAAAUGAAACGCAGUUUAAUGGAAACCGGGAAAGCAGAGCGCUCGAGGAAGGAGGCGGGGACAGAAAAAGACCGUUUGAAGGCACAGCUGGACCGACUCCGAGCCGAGCUGGGUAAGAGAGGGCCCUGA